AGUGGUGAAGAAAUAGAAAUAUUUAUGUUAAUAUCAUCAGAUGCAUAGAUAACAAGGACUGUUAUUUAUGUAUCUGGUUUCAGGAACUGGAAUAAAACCACAGACUCAGUCACAGUCGUAUGAACAGCAAGCAAGGAAGAAAUAAUGCAGAAGAUACCAGGCAUGUAAUCUACAUUUGUAUUUUGCAGGUAGAAUUUAGAAUGAUCCGUCUCUCAAGACAAGGACUUGUGCUACUACUGAUUGCAGGGGCUUUUCCUACUCUCAUUUUAGUCUACCUAACACUCACUUCAGAUGAUGGGUAUGCUAAUGAAGCAGUGUUCCAGAGGUUGGAACUCAAGUUUGCCAGUAAACUCAGGGAGCUCAGCAAUGACAACAGAGCCCUCAAAAAACAACUCAGCUUGACUCGUACCGAGUUGACAGCAUUUGAACUCAAUGCAGAUGAACAAAGUCCUAAAACAUCCAAAAACUGUGUUGAUUCUCAGCAGGAGGUCCCGAAAUGUGAGGAAAUCCAUGUAGCUAUUGUGUGCUCUGGUCAUAAGUCAACAAGAGAUGUCGUGACUCUGAUCAAAAGUGUUCUGUUCUAUCGUAAAAAUCCACUACAUUUCCACUUCAUAUCCGACACAACAGCACAAGUUAUCCUGAAUUACCUUUUUGACACCUGGAGUGUCCCUGAUGUAAAAAUAAGCUUCUAUCAUGCGGAUAAAGUCAAGGAAGAUAUAGAAUGGAUUCCAAACAAACAUUAUUCUGGUAUAUAUGGGUUGCUUAAAUUGGUCUUGCCAAAAAUUCUACCAGCCUCAUUGGAGAAGGUAAUUGUCCUGGAUACAGAUGUAAGCUUUGCUACUGAUAUAGCAGAACUGUGGAAAAUGUUUAGUUUCCUAACAGGAACAAAGGUGCUUGGUCUGGUGGAGAAUCAGAGUGACUGGUACUUAGGAAAAAUCUGGAAGAACCACAUUCCCUGGCCAGCCCUGGGUCAUGGUUUUAACACUGGUGUCAUUCUGAUGAAUCUGGGGAUACUGAGAGAGAUGAACUGGAUGGAAAUGUGGAGGAAAAUCACCGUCAAAGAACUGGAGACCAUGCAAUACACACAACUAGCAGAUCAAGACAUUUUUAAUGCAGUGCUGAAGGAGCAUCCCUAUUUUGUGUAUCACUUGCCCUGUCAGUGGAAUGUACAACUGUCUGAUAACACCAAGAGUGAACAGUGUUACAAUCAGGUGGAGAAACUGAAGAUUAUUCACUGGAAUUCCCCCAAGAAGUUUAAGGUUAAAAACAAGCAUGUAGAAUAUUUCAGAAAUUUGCACCUGACUUUUUUGGAGUAUGAUGCAAACUUGCUUCGGAGGGAGUUGUUUGGAUGUGAAAAGUCUGAGGAGGUCACACCCACAAAUGAAGAGUCAAACACUUUAAGUGAGGAUGACGAGUGCUAUGAUUUCCGUCGUGAGCGUACUUUGGUCCACCGUACACACCUGUACUAUCUGGAUUAUGACUACACCCCCACAGAGUAUGAUGUUACUCUAGUGGCACAGCUCAGUAUGGACCGGCUCCAGAUGUUGGAGCUUAUUUGCAAGCACUGGGAGGGUCCUAUCAGCCUUGCCCUGUACAUGUCUGAUGCGGAAGCCCAGCAGUUCCUGAGGUACGCCCAGGACUCGGAAAUACUCAUGAAGAGGAAAAAUAUUGGCUACCAUAUUGUCUACAAAGAUGGGCAAUUCUAUCCUGUGAACUAUUUGCGUAAUGUUGCAAUUAACCAGAGCCAGACGUCUCACCUGUUUUUGACGGAUAUUGACUUUUUACCUAUGUAUGACCUGUAUAAUCAUCUAAAGAGUGUUGUAUCAAGGAUUGACAUGGAGAAAGAAAAAAAGGCUUUGGUUGUACCAGCUUUUGAAACCCCAAGAUACAGAUUUGAGUUCCCAUCUACAAAAGACGAACUCCUAAAAAAGCUUGAUAGUGGGGAAAUAUUCACCUUCAGAUAUGAUGUGUGGCCCCAAGGGCACCUUCCCACAAACUACACAGUUUGGCGGACAGCCACUACAAUGUACACUGUGAAUUGGGAGCAGGAUUAUGAGCCAUACAUUGUUGUGAAAAAGGGAGUUCCCCAAUUUGACCAGCGAUUUGUCGGCUUUGGUUGGAACAAAGUCUCCCAUGCUAUGCUCCUUGAUUUAUUAGAAUAUAAGUAUGUUGUCUUGCCAAAUGCCUUCAUGAUCCAUAUGCCUCAUGCACCAAGUUUGGAGAUCACAAAGUUCCGCAACAGUCAAGUCUAUAGAAAUUGUCUCAAAACACUGAAAGGAGAAUACCAGCGAGAUUUAUCUAGAAAAUAUGGUUUGAAGGCCCUAAAAUAUUUAUCAGUGGACUAAGAGGUGAAUAUUGAAAAACUAGGAACAUUUUACUCAAAUUAAAUAAUCAAAAUGUGUCAGUACCACAGAGCAGCAAGUCUAACUAGCAAUGAAUAUAAGUAAUUUUCAUUAAAAAACUUUUCUCCUGUCUCUUUUGUGUGCAAAAGUAUCCAUGGAAGUAGAUGUAUGAAGUUCAACAACUCUUUGUAGUGUUAGGUUGAGUGAAUGAAAUUCAUGAAUAAAUGCUAUUUCUUGGUUUAUAUGAAGUGAAAUAAUACAACAUGCAUGAAUAUCAUAUUGAGUUGGGGUUUUUUAAUACAUGUACAGCAAAAUUUUUCACUUCAUUAUGAAUAGUUAAGAGAAUUUUUUUUAAUUUCUAAGAAAUAAAAUUAUUUUCUUUAUGGUUACUGCAAUAUAGCUUCACAUUAUUGUAUAAACUCAGAAUUGUUGUAUCAAAAAAUGUUAACAGCUUGUUUUAAUUUCUAGUCUUUUUACAGCUUAUCAGUAACUAAAGUUGUUUUUUCUCAUUUC
Molecule: messenger RNA, 2855 nt
Organism: Saccostrea echinata
Lineage: Eukaryota; Metazoa; Mollusca; Bivalvia; Ostreida; Ostreidae
Product: xylosyl- and glucuronyltransferase LARGE1-like
Exons: 19
Coding region: 120-2345 (741 amino acids)
Biological process (GO): protein O-linked glycosylation via mannose
Molecular function (GO): xylosyltransferase activity; glucuronosyltransferase activity
Source: RefSeq, a predicted model, not a curated record